AUGCUCUAUUUUAUUGGACUCGGUUUAGCUGAUGUAGAUGAUAUAACUGUUAAAGGUUUACGUAUCAUUAAAAAUUGUAAAGAAGUUUAUUUGGAAACCUAUACAACUAUUUUACAAGUCGAUCAAAAGACAUUAGAAGAAUAUUUAGGAAUUUCGAUAAUAGCAGCUGAUAGAGAACUUGUUGAACUUUCGGCAGAUAAAAUAUUAGCUAAUGCUCGAGAUUACGAUAUUGCAUUUCUUGUCGGUGGUGAUCCACUUUCAGCAACAACUCAUACUGAUUUAAUUUUACGUGCUGUUGAACUUAAUAUUCCAUAUAAAGUAAUUCAUAAUGCUUCAAUAAUGAAUGCUAUUGGUAGUUCUGGAUUGCAGUUAUAUCAUUUUGGUGAAACAGUUUCCAUUGUAUUUUGGACAGAUACAUGGCGACCAACAAGUUUUUGUGAAAAAAUUGUUGCUAAUCGACGACGUGGUCUGCAUACACUUUGUUUAUUAGAUAUCAAAAUAAAAGAACAAGAUGAAACUAGUUAUAUGAAGAAAACUAAAACAUAUUUACCACCUCGUUUUAUGACAACAUCACAAGCAGCUUCACAAAUUCUUGAAUCAGCUAAAGAGUUACAAGUUGAAGACAUCAUCAACGAUAAAACACUAUGUGUAGGUGCAGCACGUAUUGGUUGGUCAGAUGAAAAAUUUAUAACAACAACUUUACGUAGAAUGGCUGAUGAAGUUGAUUUAGGUCGUCCGUUACAUUCACUUGUUAUUGCUGGUCAAUUGCAUCCACUCGAAAUUGAUUAUCUUAAAAUUCAUGCUAUUGAAUCAUCAUUUGAUCAAUUAGCUCUAGAGCACAACCAGAGUUUAAGUCAUUAA
Molecule: messenger RNA, 861 nt
Organism: Rotaria socialis
Lineage: Eukaryota; Metazoa; Rotifera; Eurotatoria; Philodinida; Philodinidae
Source: the annotation of a GenBank genome assembly